AUGAGCCAGACGCUGCUCUUGUCCCAUAUGUACCCAAACACACCAGAGUCUUUGGCACUGGCCAACGAUGAGCCCUGGGACGACGAUAUGUACGAUCGCGCUCAAGCUCACCUGGAGGCAUUCUACGUGGAGGUGUUUCUGGAAUUGGCCAACUAUGGGGAGAUUGAGGUCGUCACCGAGACGAAGGCCCUGGGUGGCUAUGGAGGCCCACGCAUCUUAGCGCCACUGGACGUGGUCACGUCCGACCCCUCAAAGCGAGCGAAGCUGGCUGAGCCGACAAAGGCAACAUCUUCGACCGUGCUGGUGGGCUCGACACUCGCUGACUUCCUUCUGCCAGAGAGCUCUCUGCAUCAGGCCCUCCUUGUCGAGAGAGAACCUUCGUGGAAGGACUUCCAAGCGAUCUUGGAUCAAGCCGUCAAGCAGGGAGACAUCAGGGAGGAGGAUCAGAUGAAGAUUGAGUUCAAGAAGGGCUCAGUCGAUCUCGCAGAGGUUGGAGAUGCUUUGUUGAAGAUGGUGAGAAUGAAGCUUCCGGAGGAUCUACGCAACAGCAUCCGCCGCGAUGUGAUUGACAUCGGCAACGUGGUGGCUAGCUUGUGCCCAUGGAGCAACACACUCAUCUUCAAGAUUGAAGUCAUGGGGGAGAAUUGCUGCAGCCGGUGGCACCGCGACAACUACUGCGCAAGGGCCAUCGUCACGUACAACUCGGUCGGUACGGUGUAUGCACCUGAUGACAUCGUCAACUUCUGGGAGCUGGAUUACUGUGGUUGCAACGACAAAAUCAUCAAGGAUGAAUCCCAAGUCUGUUCGGUGGGGGUGGCGGAUGUCUUCUUCAUGAAGGGCAAGAAGUUUCCUUCUGGCCCAAAAGGCUUGGUCCACAAGUCCCCGGAAAUUCGACACCACGAAGACGGCCUGGUAGUGAACCGCCUGGUAUUGAAGGUGGACGUUCCGUAG
Symbiodinium sp. CCMP2456 is the source of this 951-nucleotide messenger RNA. The record is from the annotation of a GenBank genome assembly. Lineage: Eukaryota; Dinophyceae; Suessiales; Symbiodiniaceae.